AGAAGCUUGACACAGAUCGUCGCAUUUCUGACCAGGCACCCAAUGGAGACUGUACCGGAUAUUUACCUCGAAAAGAUUUACCUCAAACAGGACUAAGGAAACAAGCUGUCAUAAAAGCAGUGUAGGCACCAACACGAUGGCUCUAUGAAGGGUUUCAAGAUUCUUCUACCUUUGCACACAGCAGAGUCGAGCGAUGAUGAAGAUGAGGCUGGUCUCACAGACACAUCUCAGAAGAAGGAACCACAACCGAUCUGUGAACAACACCAACAUGGUCAAUAUUACUCACCACAGACGCGCAAACCUGUUCGCGCCACAGAAAGCGAACAGGAAGCCCUCAUUCGCCAUAGGAGACUACGCAGGGGUGAUCUGGUUCGCGGUGUAGCAGGUGGUGAUUGUGAAGCAGUUGAACGAUGCCUUGGCUGCCUGAAGGGAGUUGAACAACAGUCACAUGCAUUAUUCAUUGCUGCUAGAACUGGAAAUAAAAUGAUGUUUGAGUUGUUGGUGGACUAUGAUUUCAAGCCUAGCAUGGCUCUUAUGCAUGGCCAGACGCCACUGCACUAUGCAGCGUAUUAUGGGAAUAUCAACAUUGUUGAACUGCUGUUGAGGCAGUGUCAUGCAGUUUCCGUUAGAGAUGACAUGGGCCACACCCCUCUCCACUAUGCUGCUGAUACAAAACGGGACAACAGAGAUAUGCUCGUGUAUCUUGUUGAGACGUUUGGGAAAAUGUGUCGCAAAAACGUCAAGGGGACGACGCCUGAUGUCGUCAAUGACGUCACUUGCACAGGAACCACGCCCUUACUGGCAGCUAUUUCGAGGAAUAAUGUCGAUCAUGUGAAAUGUCUAUGCGAGCUUGGAGCCGUGCCUAAGUUUGAAGACUGUCGCAUGGCUGUGUUGAAAAAGGAUUGUGUCAUUCUAGCUUAUAUUGUGCAGAGGAACGCUCCUCUGAUGCAGGACCUGUCCCCUUCGUGUUCAACGGGGAACGCAACGGUGGAAGUUAUCCAAACUGACCACCUAAACACGUGGUCAAACACACAGCGAGAUAUCACACUGAAAACACAAUCGACCACUCAAACCAAUGGAUCUGAUGACAUUAACACGUCGGCAUCGGGAAUGUCGUGUCGUAAACAUCAGAAAGAACAAACCGACCAUUCAGUCGCCAUGCGAGCAGACGACAACCAUCUCCGAGCUGACGACAGCCUGUUACAUUUGGCCUGUGGCAUUGUCGAGCCACACAUUCGCACCGAAAUCAUCAACGUGCUUUUCGAGGGUGGAUAUAAUAUAUCCAAAGAUUUCACAUGGAUUCUGGAUUCUGAGCUCCCAGUGUUCACGGGUUGUGAGGGGGGUGCAUUACGUCAGUCAUUUUUAGAAUAUGCGAAUGUUCGAUCUCUUCAACGACUCUGCUCUCUAAGAGUCCGUCAUCUCUUGGGCCCAUCCUUGUCUUCAUCUGUGCAUAGACUCCCAGUGCCCGAGCCUAUCAAGGAUUUGAUCCGACUGAAGUACCACACCAAGUAGACUAUACUUACAUUUAGUCUUAGGAAUAUAGUUAUCCCAUUUAAAAACUGAUCUACACAUUGUAGGUUUAUGUGAAACCUUUGUCCAGAAACAGGUAAUUUCAUUGAUUUUCUGUUCGGAUUUCGAGCAUUCGACAGCGUACGUAACAAAAGGAAACGACUAGGUCGAUACAGCGGAGGGAUCACAGAAUUUAUUAAAGAUCACAGAAUUUAUUAAAGAUCACAGAAUUUAUUAAAGAUCACAGAAUUCAUUAAAAAGCACAGAAUUUAUUAAAGUUCGUUGUGGAAGUACCAUGGCUAAACUGUUGGUGUAUUGUCUAGUACACGUGAAAACCACAUAAUGUUCUGAUACUCAUCCUGCAAAGCCAAAUCGGGGCGGAAGAACCUGGAUGUUGUUGUGGGCCAACAAACCUGUGGUUAAUCUUGCGGUAUGGGGUCGAGCAUUGUCAUGCUGGUAAAUGACGUUUUGACGGUUCGUGAAUGGAAUGACGAGAGGUCUGAUGAUUUCAUCACAGUAACGUCGCGCUGUGAGAUUGCCUUGCACCUGGAUGGGAUCGUUUCUCCCACUGUUCGAGAUGCCCGCCCAUACCAUAACACUCCUAUCACCAAAUCUGUCCACUUCCUGCACGCAGUUCGGAGCUUACUGGUAAACAUUUAUUGAUGUAAAUAAUCGAGUCUGGGCCAGACAAUCCAAUGAAAGACAUCAUGAGCAUCGAUCCACGCGAUUGGGAUACGAUGACAUGCAUCAACCAAGUCAGCGAGCCUGACCACCCGA
Messenger RNA from Haliotis rufescens (red abalone), 2286 nucleotides. Its product is annotated as ankyrin-2-like. The transcript is spliced from 2 exons. NCBI's taxonomy places the organism in Eukaryota, Metazoa, Mollusca, Gastropoda, Lepetellida, Haliotidae. The record is from RefSeq and is a predicted model, not a curated record. The coding region runs from base 145 to 1512 and encodes 455 amino acids. Gene Ontology annotation, molecular function: protein binding.